Messenger RNA from Heteronotia binoei (common prickly gecko), 8278 nucleotides. RefSeq names its product tripartite motif containing 33 (gene TRIM33). The transcript is spliced from 20 exons. Gene Ontology annotation, molecular function: protein binding; zinc ion binding. The record is from RefSeq and is a predicted model, not a curated record. Lineage: Eukaryota; Metazoa; Chordata; Lepidosauria; Squamata; Gekkonidae. Bases 107 to 3448 code for a protein of 1113 amino acids.
GCCAGAUGUGUCUCGGUGACGCGCGCGCAGGCUGAUGCCGUGCGUGCGGACGCAUGCGCGGUCCUAUACGUGAGCAAAGCGGGGAGUCGGGUUCAAAGGAGGAAAUAUGGCGGAAAACAAAGGAGGAGGAGGCGGUGGUGGCGGGGAGGGGGCUGGGGAGGCCGCGCCGGCUGGGGGUGGUCCCGAGCCCGCCACCGCUGCAGCCGCUGUCGUUGUCACCUCCGCGGCGACAGUGGCGUCCCCGCCCCCUCCGGCCCCCGCCCCUCCCGACGACAGGGAGAGCCCUGCCGCGGUGGUCCUGGCUGCGGCGGCGGACAAGGGCCCAGGAGAGGCGGAGGCCGCGGCGCCGGUGGUGGUGAGCGGAGGCCCGGGCUCCGGCUCCCUGCCGGCGCCGCUGGGCCCCAGCCCCGCGCCCCCUGCCCUGUCUAGCGCCGCGCCGGGCCCGCUGUCGCUCCUGGACACCUGCGCCGUCUGCGCGCAGAGUCUGCAGAGCCGGGAGGCCGAGCCUAAACUGCUGCCGUGCCUGCACUCCUUUUGCCGCCGUUGCUUGCCAGAGCCUGAACGCCAGCUCAACGUGCCCGUGCCCGGCGGCGCCAACGGGGACAUUCAGCAGGUUGGUGUGAUCAGGUGUCCGAUCUGUCGCCAGGAAUGCAGACAAAUAGAUUUGGUAGAUAAUUACUUUGUGAAAGACACAUCAGAAGUACCAAGCAGCUCUGAUGAGAAAUCUGAACAGGUGUGUACCAGCUGUGAAGACAAUUCUAGUGCUGUUGGUUUCUGUGUAGAAUGCGGAGAAUGGCUUUGCAAAACAUGCAUAGAAGCCCAUCAACGAGUAAAAUUUACUAAGGAUCACAUGAUCAGAAAGAAGGAAGAUGUUUCUUCAGAAGCUGUUGGAGCAUCUGGUCAACGUCCUGUGUUUUGUCCUGUCCACAAACAAGAACAGCUAAAACUUUUUUGUGAAACUUGCGACAGAUUGACAUGCAGAGACUGUCAGUUACUGGAACACAAAGAACAUAGGUAUCAGUUUUUGGAGGAAGCAUUUCAGAAUCAAAAAGGUGCUAUUGAAAAUCUGUUAGCCAAACUCCUUGAGAAGAAGAAUUAUGUUAACUUUGCAGCUACUCAGGUGCAAAAUAGGAUAAAGGAAGUAAACGAAACUAACAAACGAGUAGAACAGGAAAUCAAAGUUGCUAUUUUUACCCUCAUUAACGAAAUCAAUAAAAAAGGAAAAUCUCUUUUACAGCAGCUUGAGACUGUGACAAAAGAGAGACAGAUAAAGCUAAUGCAACAGCAGAAUGAUAUUAAUGGCCUGUCACGGCAGGUGAAACAUGUGAUGAACUUUACCAAUUGGGCUAUUGCAAGUGGCAGUAGCACUGCACUGCUUUAUAGCAAGCGACUGAUCACGUUCCAGCUGCGACAUAUUUUAAAAGCACGAUGUGAUCCCGUCCCAGCUGCUAAUGGAGCAAUACGCUUCCAUUGUGAUCCCACAUUCUGGGCAAAGAAUGUAGUCAACUUAGGUAAUCUUGUUAUUGAAAAUAAACCAACCCAAGGUUACACUCCUAAUGUAGUAGUGGGACAAGUUCCCCCGGGAACCAACCAUAUCAGCAAACCUCCAGGGCAAAUUAAUCUUGCACAACUUCGACUCCAGCAUAUGCAACAGCAGGUGUACGCACAAAAACACCAGCAGUUACAACAGAUGAGGAUGGGGCAGCCAGCAGGGCAGCUCCCCCGUCAGGCAGGCCCACAGAUGCUACAGCAACAGCCUCCUAGAUUGAUAAGUAUGCAGACCAUGCAACGGGGUAUGAAUUGCGGUGCUUUCCAAGCCCACCAGAUGAGAAUGGCUCAGAACGCUACUCGUCUCCCAGGGAUACCACGGCACAAUGGGCCCCAGUACUCCAUGAUGCAGCCACACUUACAAAGACAAGUAUAUGCUCAUUCAAACCCAGGACAUGCUGGCCCUUUCCCAGUUGUCUCAGUGCACAAUAAUACUAUCAACCCAACAAGUCCUACGACAGCCACCAUGGCCAAUGCUAACCGUGGUCCAACAAGCCCAUCUGUAGCAGCAAUAGAGCUUAUUCCUUCUGUAACAAACCCAGAAAACCUUCCUUCCCUUCCAGAUAUCCCUCCCAUUCAGCUGGAAGAUGCUGGUUCCAGUAAUUUAGAUACUUUACUAAGCAGAUAUAUUGCAGGCAGCCACCUGCCCCCCCAGCCUAUAAGCAGCAUGAAUCCCUCCCCUGGACCUUCAGCUCUAUCUCCAGGCUCAUCAGGUUUAUCGAAUUCUCACAUCCCUGUGAGGCCACCCAGUACCUCCAGUACAGGUAGUAGAGGCAGCUGUGGUUCAUCAGGCAGAACAGUUGAGAAGAAUAAUAUUAGUUUUAAGACUGACCAUGUCAAAGUUAAACAAGAGCCUGGUACAGAAGAAGAGGUAUGCGGUUUCUCAGGACCAGUAAAGCAUGAAAAAUCAGAGGAUGGCAGAAGGAGUGCCUGCAUGCUCAGCAGUCCUGAGAGCAGCUUGACUCCACCUCUUUCCACAAACUUACAUCUUGAAAGUGAAUUAGAAGCUCUAGGAAGUAUAGAAAACCAUGUUAAAACUGAACCAGGAAACCUGAGUGAAAGCUGCAAACAGUCGGGACACAGCCUUGUCAAUGGCAAAUCUUCAGUGCGCAGCCUCAUGCACCGAUCAGCUAGGACUGGAACAGAAGGCAAUAACAAAGAGGAUGAUCCCAAUGAAGACUGGUGUGCUGUUUGCCAAAAUGGAGGAGACCUGUUAUGUUGUGAAAAGUGCCCCAAAGUUUUCCACCUCACAUGUCAUGUACCUACUCUCCUCAGCUUUCCAAGUGGAGAGUGGAUAUGUACGUUUUGCCGAGAUCUAAUGAAACCUGAAGUUGAGUAUGAUUGUGACAAUUUGCAGCACAGUAAGAAGGGGAAAACUGCGCAAGGUUUGAGUCCUGUGGACCAAAGGAAAUGUGAACGCCUCCUCCUUUACCUGUAUUGUCACGAGCUGAGCAUUGAAUUCCAAGAGCCAGUACCAGCCUCGAUACCAAACUACUAUAAAAUAAUAAAGAAACCAAUGGAUUUAUCUACAGUAAAAAAGAAAUUGCAAAAGAAACAUUCCCAGCACUACCAGACGCCUGAAGACUUUGUGGCAGAUGUGCGGCUGAUCUUCAAGAACUGUGAAAGGUUUAAUGAAAUGAUGAAAGUUGUUCAAGUUUAUGCAGAAACACAAGAGAUUAAUUUGAAGGCUGAUUCAGAAGUAGCACAGGCAGGGAAGGCAGUUGCAUUGUACUUUGAAGAUAAACUUACAGAGAUCUACCCAGACAGGACCUUCCAGCCAUUACCUGAAUUUGAGCAAGAGGAGGAUGAUGCUGAAAUUACAGAUGACUCAGAUGAAGAUUUUAUCCAGCCUCGCAGAAAACGUCUAAAAUCAGACGAGAGACCGGUGCAUAUAAAGUAACCUGAUUCAAACGGACCUAAACUAUUGUAAAAAGCAAAAACAAACAUAUUUAAGUGUUCCUGGGAUAUUAUCAUGCCUUCAGUGGCCAUCUUGAUGAAGCUGAUAGUGUUCAGACAGUAUUAGAUUACAAAAAAGCAUUUGUGCAGAAACAUUCUUGUCAAAAAGGGGGAAAGCUUUUAGCUUUUGUUUUUUUGUGUGUGUUUGGGUUUCCUUUCCCACAGAGAAUGCCCUCUCAUUUCUCAGAUGCAGAGGUGCAGGAUGAAGACAAUGCAGGUUUUGUAUGAUAUUUGUACAGGCAGUGAAAUCUUUCACUGCUUACUAAUUUCUACAAGACUGGACCAAGGCAGUCAUGCUUCGCUGUUCAUGCAGGUCUGCAGUCUUAAGCUGCAGUAAACCUUCCUCAAGAUCAUCUUCAGGCAACCCCUAACUGUGAACUGGAUUGUGUUUAAUCAUCGUCUCAUCUAAAUGGUAUUUGUAAUACCAUAUUUCAUGUUGGGUCAAAUAGCUAGGUUCUGCUUUUCUUUACUGGCCUUGUGUAGAAGUACUUUGACUUGAUCAUUAAACUGUUUUGAAUAGGAGAAUGCAGGAGUGCAAGUUCUUCAUACAAGUGACAUGAAGUGUGGUUUAAAUUAAUGCUUUUCAGUAGGAUUGAAGAUAUUGAAUGAAAGUCCUAUGCACACAAAACUUAAACAAGUUUCCCCUUGGAAUUUAAUCCUAAUUUUUUCCCCUUAAGAGGCAAGAUGUUGACUGCAAUAUUGGUUACAUAGUUUUUAGUAUUUUAAGAAUUAUACUAUAACAUUAAUAACUGGUGGUGACUAUCCGGUCUUCCCUGAUAUCACUGAUAGAUCACUAUCAGCAAACAAUAACUUUGUCAAUUACCAAAUGUGUAAAAUUUCCUGUAUUCACACUGUCUUAUUUGUAAAUAGUGGUACUGUAAAUCCUUUCAGGACAGCAACAUUUGCUGUGCUGUUUUUAAGCUAAUGUGUAUUCUUACUAAUGUUCCUAAUCAAGAACAGAUUUGUAAUAUGUUGUCUAUUUCUAAAACUGUGUUCAUAGUUUGAAGUUCUAUAUUGUUUUGUUAGAGCUACUCAGAGUUUUCUUCAGAAGCAGCUUAAGUGAAAUGUCUAAGGGAGAAGAAAAUAAGCCCACUGAAAACAGUCACCUGUCCAUCUUUAGAAUGGAACAUUUGCACAGACAGUGAGUGCAUCAGACAAGUGACUUGUCAGCAGAGGGCUAACUCCAGAGGGAGAUAAAGUGAACGUAAGCAGGCUCUUCAGUUCUGCCUUGAAGGCAACAUCAAGGGCAGAAAUCUCUCUGCAUUAUUGUAAUUUAGCUCUGAACAGGUAAAAAUCCCUCAUAUUCUUGGCCUGGUCUUGAUUGGACAGCACCCAAGAAUUCAGUUUUAAGUCCAUGUACAGAAUAUUUUUGUUAUGCCAAUUUGAAUAAAUGCAGACCAUAUUGAGGUGACCAAAAUGUAAAGUUUGCUGUGAAUCCAGGAUUCUUUUGGGUAGCAAAUGGCUAAAUUUUCAACAUGUGUAAUAAACAUAAUUCAUCAUGACAUGUAAAUGUAAUUCAUCCAUACAGGAAAGAUGAAUAGCUAUUAUUGCACAAUGUAUCGACUCAGUUAUGCUCUACAGAAUUUUAAUGUAAAUGUCUGUCUUCAUUUUCCAUAUCCAGACAAAGUAACAGUGCAAGACAGUAUGUGCCUAAGAUGUGAAAAAUGGUUAAGGAAGUGCAUGGCUUUUGACUCAGUUUCUUAAACCAUCUUUAAAAAUAGCAUUUAAAGCAGAAUCAAAUUGAAAUAUAAUUCUAGAAUUUUAUAAAGUAUACUCAAAAGGCAUUUGUCUAGCAAAUGAAGUAAUUUUUAAAUUGUCUGUAUUAAAACAUAGUGGAUAGUUGCCCUAUUUAGUAGCAUGGUCAAAUAUUACUUUCCCUAAUAGAAAUUCAACACAAUAAUAAUAGGCGUGAAUCUCCAGCUCAUGUUCACCCUGCCCUUUUCAGGACACAGAAAACAAUAUUCACCAUGGCCUGCAUUAUGUUGUAUUUAUGGGAUCUCUUGACAUCAAAGCCCAGCCACCCAGUCUACAUAUAGGUUCAUGACACUGGGGAAUUCUCAUAGGCAGACAAACGUUAAUGCUGGCUUAUACUGAGUUUCCUUAUAUGUGCAUUUCAGGACAGGGUGAGUGUAGACCUGAGACUUCAUCUCUUACUGUGUUGGCUUUCCAGCCAGGUCUUAUGGAAGAUUUGUGUGUGCACUUAAAAUUGAAAUUUUGGAAAACCACUGUGUCCAUAGAGAAAACUGGAACAAAAUACUGAUAACUUCAUUGGGAGAGAGAGUGUAACAUGAUCGUGCAUCAUAAUUUCUGAUAUGGCUCAGUUUCUAUUUGAACUUGUGCCAUUACACUUAAAUUUUCUAGUUUCUCUGGCACCCGGAGAUCCUGUCCUCUGUUAUUUAAAUAAUUUAGAAACUGGUUUUCCAUAUUGCCCAAAAACUAUCUGGUUGUCAAUUUUUUUAAACUAUCCUCUCAGUACUGUUGGGCUAAUUCCAUGUUUCCAUGCUAUUUAUAAAAGUAGAAGAUCUUGCUCUUCUGGGGACUUCACUAAAGUUUAAUAUCUGUUGUAUCCCCUUCUGCAAGCAACAUUUGGCAUUUGCCAUGCUUUGAUUUGUGCAACCUUGCAGAGUUUAGUACUGAGAGAAAAUGAUAGUGUUCUCAAAUUGUAAGGAUACUUCUAUUUUGUACAAGACAAUUAAUAAAUAGCCUUCUCAAACAAGUUAAUUUUUUGUUGCUUUUUCCAUUUGGUAUUUGAAAGACAGUAGAUGAUCAGAAAAUUCUGUACAGUUAUCAUACUCUGUUUGUUAUGAAGGAUGUCUGAACUAGAUGAAUAUGUCCAUCUAGAUUUCGUACAUUUUCCCAGAGCUGAUGAGUCAGUCAGCCAAAGUAACUCUUCUGCCAUCCUAUACGCCCACUCAAUGGCAGCUCAGCACAAUUUUUGUUUACAAUUUGUGCUGUCAGGAGCAGCUUCCAUUUGGCAGGAUGCUUGUGCAAUAAUUCACCAGUGGGAUUGAGAACACAUCGUAUGUUAGAGAACAGUUUUAUAAUAGAUAGUGGAGCUUCCCUGGCAUGUUAUAUGGGUUUACCUGUGCUGCAUAAUUACAAUGUAACUGAUGUAUAAUGUGGUUCCAAGAUAUUCUGUUGCUUAAUUGGACUCUUAAACUCUGAUUUUAAAUGUUGUUGUGAAAAAGAAAAAUCCAAUCUCUCAGUUGUGUAUGUUCCUAACAUUUAUGUUAAUCCAAAGAAGAAAAAGGCAGUUUGCUUUGAAAUAGGAAGGACAACUGUACAGCGUGCUGACUGUGGACUUCUCAAUUACCUCAGCAGGUCCCCUGCCAUGUAAUUACUAGUGAUUAGUGUUAGUUUAACCAGCUAAGUAUGUUCAGGUCUUAAUUAACUGUACCCUGGAAUUAAGUGUCCUAUCAUAUACUAUUAAGGCUGAGUUACUAUCCAAAAAAAGGGUGUGUUCCCCCAGCUUUUAAGUAGAAAUGCUGUUAAAUGUAGAUAGCCUUUUUCAUAUGAAAAGAUUCUCAUUAAUACUGUUUGGAGUGGUAUUGACUGAUGGUAUAUUCAGCACUGGAUAGAUAACGUGGAAUGUUUUAUAAACAUUUCUGCAAGCCACUGCAACCAGCCAAUAUUUUUUGAACAAAUCACCCCCAAUUUGCCAUUCUGUUGUAUAACCUAGUUUUUAUUAGCUAGCCCCAUUAAGGUAAUGGCAACAGUAUGUUGAAGUUGACUGUGUAAUUUGCUGGAUGUAGGCUUUUUUCCUUUUUCCUUCUCUUCCUUGGAAAAAGCAAUAAAACUGCUUUGUCUGUUACCUAUUAGCAUGGCAGGAAUCCUUUCUUUUGGAUAGUGGUUUUAUAGGAAAGUUUUAUGUGUAUUGCCCAAGUCUAGCUUUUAAAAAAAACCCAACAAAAGUGUGCAGUUAUAGUGUGGCAUUUUAUUUUAAAAAUUGGGGAAAGUUAACAUAUUUUUUUAAAAAGUAGGUUUGAGUAAAUAAUGGAGGUACUUUUCUAAAAACUUUAUAUGCCACAAUUUACAUAGACCUAUUUCAGAUCGAUGAGCAAGACCUGUGAUGCCAGAUAUGGCCACCAAGUUUUCCUUUUCUCAGUUGCAUGCACAGAAACUCCAUCUGUCAUAGCUGUUUGUGUUCACCUACUUGUCCCCCGCUUAUUUUUUAAGCAAUAUGUCUGAAUCAAAAUAGUUUUCAAAAAUUGUAGUUGAUCUGAUUCUUAAUUUGGUAGCUGAGUUACAAUAACAAAAUGCAGUUUGCCCAUUUUCUAUUGGAGUGCUUUUUGAGUUGAGGAGCUGCUGCUUUCGUUUACCAUGAUUUGUGACUAUGUACAAAGAAAUGGAAAUAAUUUUAUAGGUCUUUUCAUUUGUUUCAGCAUUCCCCCUAGUGUGAACAUUAAUUUCAAAAUGGAAGAUGAUGCAUGUUUGUUAAAGGCCUGCAGAUAUGGACAUUUCUUUGGUUCAAAAUGCCAUUAAACAUGUAUAUAACAGGUCUAUAAAGAUUUGUGCAAUUGAAAGCCUGUUUUAAUUUUAUAUGUAAACAUACAAAUCAAAGGGUUCAGUUCCCAGCAUUCUUAAUUUCUUUCCGGUAAUUAAAACUGGUACUUUUUGCACACAGUUAACUUUACAGAUUCUUCAAAAAAAAAAAAGUGCUGUUUUUGUGGUAUUGUAUUCUCUAAAUAUUUAAUUUUUUAACAAGUUAACGUUCCUAAUUGUUCAGUUCCUGUGUUUUUGGCUGGUGUGUAAUAAAGGCAUUUUUCCCCUUUUA